Plutella xylostella (diamondback moth) is the source of this 2929-nucleotide messenger RNA. RefSeq lists its product as uncharacterized. The record is from RefSeq and is a predicted model, not a curated record. Lineage: Eukaryota; Metazoa; Arthropoda; Insecta; Lepidoptera; Plutellidae. Gene Ontology annotation, cellular component: plasma membrane. Gene Ontology annotation, biological process: triglyceride biosynthetic process.
UGUUCAAACCGGUACUAACUCCAAAUUAUUUAUAAAUAACUAUAACUUUUUACAUAAUUACAAUCAUUAAUCAGCUGCCGACCCGGGACCCGAGAUUUGGAAACAAUGGCUUAUCAGUUAUCUAUUCGCUAGGUUAUGGCUUACUAAUAACGUUACAAUAUUAAACUGGACCUUGGCCGGUGAUAAGGGCGGCAUCAGACGGCGGCCGGGGCCUGUCGUGGGCCAUUCGACAUUCGAAAGCUGCGCGAACGCACGCGCGGUGGUGACUAGUGCAGUGAAUAAAAUACGAGUGUCAAAUCGGUUGUUUUGGAAUUUGGAAAUUACAGAAAUUUCAGCCAAUCACAUCACUCACUAGCCGUCCCACGCAUGCGCCCUGUCCUGCCAUGGAGGGGUCCCGCAAGGCUGGCUGGCGCGCCGCAUUGCUUGAAGAGCUAUACGCGACCUGCGCCUUCUGUGUCGCCGUGGCUGCGCUGCCGGCCCUCGCUGCGUCUUACUUAGUGGUCCGCAUCAGCAAGAACCUCUGGCUGCGACUGCUGUCGAGCCGCUACCCUCAGCUGCAGUUUAUCAGAACAGACACAGUGCGGUCACUGUUGGACACCCACAGGAACCAGGGCAUCAUCAAUGUACUGCUGUGUGUUAGAGGCCCACUAAACGUAGACGAAGUGAAGCAGCACAUAACCGACCAUGUCCUCGACCGUCGCGACAACCACGGCGGCGCCAUGUUCCCGCGCAUGCGCCACGCGCUGGUCUCGUGCUGGGGGAACUACGCGUGGGACCAGCGAGUGCCCUUCAACGUGGACAACCACGUGCUGGUGGCCGGCGCCGUGCACAGGGGCCGCCCGGUGGCCGACACUAAUGUGCAGGAUUACGUCAGCGAAAUCGUGUCCAAAUACUUCCCGACGGACCAGUCGCCGUGGCAGUACAUCAUCAUCCCAUACCAGUCCACGGAACCCAAGUACUACAUCCUCGUCAGAGUCCAUCAUCUCCUGAUGACUGGCAAGAAGUCUAUCAACAUCGGGGACUUACUACUCGUUGAACAAAAGAAGACUUCACAAAUGAUAAUGCAUAAUCAAGAGUUACAUCAACAAAGCCCGCUUAUAAAACUCUUUCCGACACCUUCCGCGAUACCAGAACUCUUCGAGAAGAUAAACGAAAUGAUGUCCAACGCUUGGAAUGAGUUUGUGUCUGAAUACGAUCCAGUUGAAAGUCCUAGAGCGCUGAAAACCCUUCCUGGAGUGUUCCACAUAGCUGGGUUAGUGCUUAUGUCUACAGUUAGUGCGCUAAGAGAGUUGACUAAGAAGAGGUAUAAUGGGAAGGACUCAAUGAGUGAGUUCACGCCCACUGCGCUGUUGGCGGGUAUUCAACGCGAGUGCUAUCGCAGGAAUCUAACAAUCCCUAAGUUAGUCAUAUCGCCACUCGUGACGAUCGACCCGCGCAAAUGGCCGCGAGCCAUCAUCAGCACCACCUACACCACCCUACGAACCAUCUUGCGCCUUCCUCUAACCAUUCGGGAGGAAAUCCUGGCUUUACGCGACUUGAACAAGUCCGGACAAGUUUACUACACGAAUACUUACACGUGGAAGUAUGCAGGGUUAGCUCAGUUGGCAGUGAGGGCAGGGUCAGAAGCGUGGAGAGGGAUGGUAGCGGCGUAUAGGGCGCCGGCAAAAUUGUGGACUGAUACUAUAAGGUCGGAUGACGGGCAGAGACAUGCGUUGCAGACUGUUUCGCUGUGCGGACGAAAGGUGGCCGCAUGGUCCAAACCCGUGUCCCGAGCGGGCAUAGACCGCGCGGCCCGAGCUCUAGGGGUGUCAUCCACAGACUUAUCACUAUUCGCUGCCACUGAGGGACUCCGGGCUUACUUCGAACAAACCCACAAUACUCCGCCAGAGGUCGUGUUGACUACGGCUAGGGCUGCCACUGAAGACUUUCUGUUUACCUUUGCUGAGGGUGAUGGGAAGAAGAUUAAGAAGUCGCAGACUGGGGGCAUGGUGUGCCUGACGCUGCCGGUGGGAGCGAGCCCGCGCCGCAUCGCCGCCGUCGUGCAGUCUGCGUGCCAGCGACAGGGCGCCCUAGCGGCGGCGUGGACGGCGCAAGCGCGGUACGGCACUCUCACUAGAGCAGUGCCGUCGCCGCUCGCCAGACUCACGCUCAACCUACUGUCUCGGAGAUACGCGGUAUCCUACGCUGAGAUCUUAGCGCCGGCGGCGACGCGGGCGCGCGCCAUGCAGUGGGGGCAGGCGCUCGAUCAUGUGCUGUACUGGAGGCCGCCGCAGGCUAAUAUCAGUAUGUCGCUAACCGUGAUCCAAUACGCGGACACGGUCCGUAUCGCCGUCAUGACGGACUCUCGCCUCGCGCCGGGACACACGAUCCCGGCCACACGCUGGGCCACCGCCCUCGAUCAGCUCAUCAAUAAAGUCGACCAGGAAAUAGCCCGGAUAUCCGCCCAGUCCAUACCCGCCAUUGUUGAAACUACGGCAGAGGCUACAGCUACAGAAACGGUUGAAGAAGAAGUGAAGGAUGAGAGCAAAAGUAUGCUGCAACCGCCCGCAGUAGAAGCCGUCAGUCCACCACCGGCAAGACGGCGUAUAGCAUGAUUGAAAUGGCCGUUUUGUGCUGGAUUUGAAUUAAGAACGGCAUUCGAUUGGAUGUUGCUUGACGUUUUUGAAUCGGGGUCGGAAUGGUUUAAGACAAGGCUCAAUGUUAGAGUCCCUACUCUUUUAGUUGUUAUUGUUAGUGGCUCAUAGGGUAAACGAAUGUUGAUAAAUUUGGGCCAUAACCUAGAAGAUAAUGCAAAAUAAUAGACUGCAACCGUUGUGUUAGUACAUACUCUAUCGAAUUUACUUACGUAAUAAGUAAGUGUUAGUUUGUAAUUUGUAUUUAUACUUUGCUCAUACCAAAGACAUUUUUAAUAAUAAAAGGAUUUAAAUUA